AUGGUUAGUACCGUGAGAACUACUAUACGCCAGCCUAAAUGGAUUGGAACUAAUCUAUGGACAACAAUGACAGAAUACUGGGACACUGAAGAAGCACAACAAAGGAGCAAAACAUAUUCUGAUGCCCGUAUGUCUGACCGUAAUGGCCUCGGUCCUCAUGUCCACCUCUCAGGGCCAAAGUCGUAUCGACAGAUUCAAGACGAAAUGGAAGAGGAAUUGGGAAGAGAAGUACGUAUUGGUGAGGUUUUCAUCAAGGCACAUACAAAGCCUGAUGGGACAUAUGUUGAUCGGAAGGCAGAGAAGAUAGCAGAAACAUAUGAGAAGAAUGUGCAAGAGAGGUUGUCUCAGCUCGAGGAAGAUCCUUCUGCCAUCUCAGAUGGUUAUUCACGGCCCCGGGAGCUAACAACUGAAGAAUAUACAGAAAUCUUUCUUCAGUCCACUGAGAAGGAUUCAAGAGGAAAACCUUUUGGAGUUGGAAGCCUCCAUGACUGCAUUGUCAAUGGCAAGCAGAAGCAAGCACGAGACACUUCUACCUUUGUGGCUAUGCAAGAACGGUUGAAGGAAGCUCAACGAAAGAUAGAGGAGCAGGCUGCUCAUAUGUUGAGGCGUGAUGCAGAAAUUGCUCAACAAUCCGAAAUUAUUGCUGGGCAGAAGGAGAAGAUUGACGAGUUCGACUUGGUGGGGAAGUUUCUGCGGGAAUGUGAUCCACGGUUCAAGCAGUUCUUAACAACUCAUUCAGCUAAAGAGACAACCACGACAGAGCCUGUUCAACAAGAAGAUCCAUCUUCAACUCCAUAG
Messenger RNA from Camelina sativa (false flax), 798 nucleotides. RefSeq lists its product as uncharacterized. The record is from RefSeq and is a predicted model, not a curated record. NCBI's taxonomy places the organism in Eukaryota, Viridiplantae, Streptophyta, Magnoliopsida, Brassicales, Brassicaceae.